AUGACAGUUCUCCAGCCGAUCCGAAAAGCAGCUAUCAUAGGAGCAGGUCAGAUGGGUCUGGGCAUCGCAUACGUAUCAGCAGUCCAUGCCAAAAUACCUAUAACGAUCUACGACCCAUCCUCGGCGGUCUUAUCAAACGCGACAGACAAAUACAAAUCACUCUUAUCCAAGGACGUAAAGAAAUCGAGAUUGACGAAAGAACAAGCGGACGAAGCGUUAUCUAGGUUCAAUACUAUCAAAAGUGAUGGAACGACUGCAGAUGGAAGUGUGAAAGAUGAUGUGGAUCUGGUUAUUGAGGCUAUACCUGAAAUACCAGAAUUGAAAUUAGGUUUAUUCAAGCGACUAGGUCAGACUUUACCUCCCUCGAUCAUAUUGGGUAGUAAUACGAGUAGCAUAAGUAUUACCAAGCUGGCUGCUUCUGCUGGAUCGGGUGGAGGAGAGGAUGGUAAGAAGAGUUCGGAAAGGGUGAUAGGAAUACAUUAUUUCAAUCCUGUACCAAUCAUGCGAUUAGUCGAGAUCAUACCUGCUCUUCAAACUUCUCAAGAGACCAUCGAAAGGGCAAAAUCAUUCGGUAAAGCAUGUAAGAAAGAAGUAACUACUUCAUCCGAUUCACCUGGAUUUAUAGCCAACGCAAUAUUGAUGCCAAUGAUUAACGAGGCUAUAAUGGUUUUAGAAAGGGGAAUCGCCUCCUCACACGACAUAGACCUAACAUUCCAACUAGGCAUGUCCCAUCCCCUAGGUCCAUUGAAAUUAGCAGAUCUGAUAGGUUUAGAUACAUGUCUAAAUAUCCAAAGGGUUUUACACAAAGAAACGGGUGAUAGUAAAUAUCGUCCUGCGACAUUACUCGUUAAGAUGGUUGAUGCUGGUUGGGUGGGUAGGAAGGGUGGGAAAGGGUUUUAUGAAUAUGAUAAAGAUGGGAAUGUACUAGGGUGA
Molecule: messenger RNA, 933 nt
Organism: Kwoniella botswanensis
Lineage: Eukaryota; Fungi; Basidiomycota; Tremellomycetes; Tremellales; Cryptococcaceae
Exons: 7
Coding region: 1-933 (310 amino acids)
Biological process (GO): fatty acid metabolic process
Molecular function (GO): oxidoreductase activity, acting on the CH-OH group of donors, NAD or NADP as acceptor; NAD+ binding
Source: RefSeq, a predicted model, not a curated record